AUGGUGAUCUUUCCUUGCAUUGCUGGUAAACUCAAUCAACUCUCGCCUUGCCUCCCUCCCACAGAGUUUGUCUCAUCGGGAUUACACGAGAAACGCCUGCUCAAAUACCUGUUCGACCCAACUCGUCCAGAUGCGCACAACCCGAUGGAGCGUCCCUCGGAAAUCGAUUCACAACGAUUGACUGUGAGCGUCAAAUUCUAUCUUAAUCAGGUUAUGGACGUGGACGAGAAAAAUCAAGUCCUCACAACAAUUAUCUGGAUGGAUAUGAGUUGGGACGAUUAUCAUUUCAAAUGGAACCCCCAGGAGUACGGGAACAUCACCGUGAUCAACUUGCCUUACACAGCUGUAUGGAGACCGGACAUUCUGUUGUACAAUUGUGCUGACGAAAAAUUCGACCGCACCUUUCCCACCAAUACCAUCAUGCAACACACGGGCAAUGUGCAGUGGAUGCCUCCUGGACUGUUUAAGUCCACCUGUAACAUUGAUAUUCUGUGGUUCCCGUUUGACGAACAGAACUGCAUGCUCAAAUUCGGCCGGCAGUCGUACAAUGGAGAUCAGGUCGAUUUCCGUUUGCAGUGUAUUGAUUCUUCUGUCCCAGACUGCUCAAUAAACGGAACAGUCGAUCUCUCAGAGUAUUCUGCAAAUGGAGAGUUUCACCUUAAAUCUGCAUCAGUUCGCCGUUUUGCUCAACGGUACGAAUGCUGUGAUUAUGACUUCAUAGAUAUCAAAAUGAACAUUCGCUUACAACGACGGGCUCUGUACUAUGUGUUCAACCUCAUUGUGCCUUGUCUCCUAAUCUCCGGUAUGUCAUUGAUGGUGUUCAUGCUUCCACCGGAUGCGGGAGAGAAAAUUUCCCUAGGUGUUACCAUUCUGCUUUCGCUCACCAUGUUCCUUCAGCUGGUAGCUGACAAACUGCCUCAAACUUCCGAAGCAAUACCACUCAUUGGUAUUUACUUCUCGUGUACAAUGGUUAUGUGUUCUUUAUCGAUCGUUUUCACCGUUCUCGUGCUCAACUACCAUCAUCGAUCAGCUGAUGUCGUGGCUGUUCCCUCUUGGAUACGAACAUUAGUCAACAACUACCUUGCCCGAAUGAUGUUCAUGGAAGCACCUAAUCGAUCUAGAAUUGUUGUGGAAGAUGACGCAGAAAGCGUGAACUCCGACAGUCAUUUGCUCAAACAAGACAUUUUCAAAGUGAACGCACGUGAUGAACUCGAGGAGAUCAACGGGGUGCUUGACAGUAGAUUUCAAAACCAGCUUAAAGUCGGUUGGAACAUUGCGAACACAAAUACUGUUUCGCCCAGUAAAACGGAUCCCGCACAGUUUAGGAGACGUCAGUGGCGUGAGGCUAGCAAUAUGGGCAAUGGGAAAACCUUCCCCGCCUACCAAGACAGACCUCCAAGUUUGGCACAACUACCACCGGAGCGUUCGUCACGAAGCCUUUUAGCAAACGUGUUGGACAUUGAAGAUGACUUUCGUGUGGCUGCCUUGUCCGCGUCCCCACCAGCAUAUCCCAUGAAUUCUAACAUGGCCGGUGCCUCUCCCGUCCAUCUAAAUGAGAGAAACGUUCCAAAGACCGACAUCUGGCCUCCGGAUAACCUGAGUCAACUGUCAGACAAUCAGAGAUCGGACGAUAGUUUUGUCGAAGCAGGGAAAUCACCGAUACCCACUGCAUUACUGAAUGCUUACCGAACAGAUUUGGAACAGAUUGUCACUGAAUUGCGUUUCAUUACGUCAAAAAUGCGGGACGACGAACAAGAAGCCCUGGUGAACCUGGAAUGGAAGUUUGCAGCCCGAGUAAUCGAUCGGUUCUGCCUGAUCGUGUUUGCCAUCUUCAAUCUGUUAGCUACCGUUGUCAUUCUGUUCUCUGCCCCCAAUCUUGUGGCCUCCUUCCAAACAGAGGACUCUAGAGUAUCAUCUGGUCUGACUCCACUGCAAGUGGGCCCCUGA
Opisthorchis viverrini is the source of this 1947-nucleotide messenger RNA. RefSeq lists its product as hypothetical. Gene Ontology annotation, cellular component: synapse; postsynaptic membrane; neuron projection. The record is from RefSeq and is a predicted model, not a curated record. Bases 1 to 1947 code for a protein of 648 amino acids. Gene Ontology annotation, molecular function: acetylcholine-gated monoatomic cation-selective channel activity; transmembrane signaling receptor activity. Lineage: Eukaryota; Metazoa; Platyhelminthes; Trematoda; Opisthorchiida; Opisthorchiidae. The transcript is spliced from 10 exons. Gene Ontology annotation, biological process: monoatomic ion transmembrane transport; chemical synaptic transmission; regulation of membrane potential.